AUGUUGGUGUCGACUCCCGCGGGCCCGGGCGGCGCUCUAGUGGGGCGGGGGGCGGCCACCGGCGGGGGCCCGCGGGGCUCGGGCGCCGGAGGGGGCCGGCUGGGGGCGCUGCUCACCGUGGACUACUACAACCGCACGCUGUCCGGCUGGGAGCCCGUCGUGGAACCAUGGAGAUUCGAGACAUCGUGGGAGUACACUCUAACGAGCGAGCUGUCGCUGGGGCGGGUGCAGAUGGAGGUGGCGUCCACCGAGGUGCUGAACACUAACAUCACUUCCUCACUCAUCGAGCUGGCCGAGCUGGUGCGCGCCAACUGGACCGCUGACUAUUACGCGCCGCAGUCAUCCGCAACACAGGAGCAGUCUCCCAAGGGCAGUCCGUCCGGCCACCGGCGGCGCUCGCCCUUCGUGCCCUACGCGCUCCGCAACCACACCGGACACCGACUCUUGUUCACCACGCUCGUCACCACUUCCGAUGAGUUGCGAGAGCAGACCAGUUGGUCCGGGCCGGACGACUCGUGGAUGAUGGUGCGCGCCGGCGACACGGAACCGUUCUCGUUCGGACAGCGGCGCGGCCGGCGCCGGGGCCGGGCCGGCGGCGCCGCGCCCGGCCAGAACGCCGCGCUCAACCAGCUCGCGCUGCGCCUCGACGGCUGGUCACCGCCAGACCCAGUCUGUGUCGACAGAGUCGGCGUCUUCUUCAGAAACCUGACGCACACGAAGUCUGGUGCCGAGGCUCGCAUAGUAUUUGAAGUAUCUCUGGAGGGGUCAGCUCGGAAGUUAGUGACGGUGCGGUCGGCACUGCAGCUCGUCAACAAGCUGCCGCACCCCGUGGAGGUCCGGGUGGACCACGCGCCCUCCGCAGCUGCGUGGAGCGGCGGCAGCGUGCGCACGGCGCAGGUGGGCGCGGGCGCGACGUGGGCGGCGCCGCUGUCGGCGCAGCCCGCCGCGCUGUGGACGCGCCCACUGCUGCGCGCGCAGGCCGCGCCCCCUGCGCCCUCGCCCGCGCCCAUCGACUGGCGCAACGCCCCCGGCGACCGCGCCCUGCUGCACUACGAGUGCCGCGCCCCGCCAGACCACGUGUACAGAUUCUGUUGCGUAAUAGUCCGCGAGCGAUUCCCCCCAGACAGAGGCACGCCCAUUGCGGGGCACACGUUGACCUUAGUACCAGCGCUGAGACUGGAGAACCUGCUGCCGCUGGAGCUGCAAUACCGAGCAUGUCCAGCUGUGCCGGGCACGACCACUGUCAACGCAUCCGGCAACAUACCUCCAGGAGAUACCAUGCCUUUCCACGAGGUUAACGUAGAAGAAGGAGUUGAGUUGAGCGUGAAACUGGAGGGCUUCGGCUGGUCGACAGCGCUGGUAGUGUGCGGGGCGGGCGGGGCCGGCGGGGCGGGGUCCGGCGCCGCGGUGGGCGGCGGCGGGGGCGGCUCCUUCACUGCGCGCCUCAAGCUGCGGGACUCGCGCGCCAGGAGGCUGUACCUCAACGCCAGGGUCACCGUCAAGAAAACUGACGGCAUCAAGGUGUCGCUGUCGGCGCCGUACUGGCUGGUGAACCACACGGGGCUGCCGCUGGUGGUGCGCGCGGAGGGCGCGGCCACGGAGGCGGCGGGCCAGUUCGACGAGCACGAGCUGGCGCGCAUGGUGCAGCCGCUGCUGUUCUCCUUCGCGGAGGCCGACGGCGGCCCCACCAUCUCCGCCAGGAUCGGACGAGGCCUGCCCGGCACGCCAGAGUGGUGCUCUCCAUUCGGGCUGGGCGUGGGCGUGGCGGUCAAGAAGUUGGAGGUGCGCGGCGAGGGCGAGGGCGGGGCGGGCGAGCGCGUGUUCGCGGUGGGCGUGCGCGUGCGCGCGGGGCGGGGCCGCUACCGCCACACCAACAUCGCCACGUUCAGCCCGCGCUACCAGCUGCACAACAACACCUCGCACCACCUGCAGUUCGCGCAGAAGUGCUGCGCCACCACGCUGAACGACCCGGGCGCCGUGGCCACGCACGUGGCGGCCGUGGCGGGCUGCUCGCUGCCGUGGCACUGGGCGCGCUGGGACCGCGAGCACUGGCUGUGCGUGCGCGUGCUGGCGCCGGCGCCGCCCGCCGCGCCGCGCACGCAGUGGUCGGGCGGCUUCCGGGUCGACGCCCCCAGGACGCUGCACGUCGCCUGCAGGGAGCCGGGUGGUGGAUACCAAUUCGUGCGCGUGGAGGUGGUGGCGCAGGGCGCCACCAUGUUCGUGGUGCUGACGGACGCCGAGUGCGCGCCGCCCCCGCUGCGCAUCGACAACUACUCCCCCGUGUCCAUCAUGUUCCACCAGGUGGGGUGCGGCGAGGAGUGCGUGGUGGGCGCGCACGGGCGCGCGCGCUGGGCGCUGCCGGAGCCGGAGGCGGCGCGGGCGCUGGCGCUGCGGGCGCCGGGCGGGCCGCGCACGCAGCUGGCGCUGGACACGCUGCCGGCGCAGCACCAGCUGCUGUACCAGAACUUCAUCUACGUGGCCUUCAGCGCCACGCAGCACACCGGCGAGGGCGGCCAGCAGGCGGUGGACGACAGCGUGCUGGUGCUGGAGGUGCCGCUGGGGACCACGCGCGUCGUGCUGGCCAGGAAGCGGUACGGGGACAGAAGUCAGUUAUGGCGGCGAGGCCCCAACGAGCAGCUGAUCCACGAGGGCAGCUCCCCGCCGCAGCCCACGGACGCCCUGCUGUCGGACGAGGCGCCGCUGUCGCCGCACGCCAUGGUGCUGGACAUCGAGGACGCGGCGCCGCGGCCGGGCCGGGCGUCGGCGCUGGUGCUGCGGCGCGCGGACCCCCGGCGCGCCUCCACGCAGGCGUGGCGCCUGCUGCGCCCGGCCGCAUGGCCUGCGCGCACGCCAACCUGUGCGUGCAGCCCGACGGACUCUCCCUCAUGGCGCUCACACCCGGUACUCGAGUCGUCCUGGGGCUACCGGCGUCGGGGCGCGCGGGCUGGUCUCCGACGUCGCCGGUCCCGGCGGAGCAAGCAGUGUCGUGGCACACGCUGCGGCCCGGCUCCGGCCGCCUGGACGUCACGCUGUGCGCCGAUGGACCCACGCGGGUCGUCCAGAUCCACGACCACAAGGAGCCUGUACGUACUGCGCGCGCGCACGCCGCGGCCGCGGGCCCGCACUCAGUGCCGUGUGUGCAGGAGGCGGGCUGGCUGGAGGGCGCGGCGGACGAGGACGAGGCGGGCGCGGGCGCGGGCGCGCGGCGGCGCGGCUGGGGGGAGUGGGGCGUGCGCGUGUCGCUGGCGGGGCUGUCGGUGUCGCUGGUGUCGCGCGCGCCGCCCGCCGAGCUGGUGCACGCGCUGUUCGACGCCGUGCUGCUGGAGCUGGCGCUGCAGCCGCGCAGCCUGGCGCUGGCGCUCGCCGUGUCGCACAUGCAGUGGGACAACCAGUUGCUGGGCACGCCGAGCCCCGUGCUGCUGUACUGCCUGCCGGAGCGGGGCGGGGCGGGGGGCGGGGCCGGGGGCGGGGCGCUGCCGGCGCUACACGCCGCCGUGGAGCUGCAGCGCGCGCCCACCAAGCGGUACAACGCGUACUUCUUUAAACAUCUCGUCGUAG
Spodoptera littoralis (African cotton leafworm) is the source of this 3558-nucleotide messenger RNA. The record is from the annotation of a GenBank genome assembly. NCBI's taxonomy places the organism in Eukaryota, Metazoa, Arthropoda, Insecta, Lepidoptera, Noctuidae.